This is a messenger RNA of Nilaparvata lugens (brown planthopper), 922 nucleotides long. Its product is annotated as protein transport protein SFT2. Gene Ontology annotation, biological process: vesicle-mediated transport. Bases 29 to 466 code for a protein of 145 amino acids. Lineage: Eukaryota; Metazoa; Arthropoda; Insecta; Hemiptera; Delphacidae. The transcript has 5 exons. The record is from RefSeq and is a predicted model, not a curated record. Gene Ontology annotation, cellular component: membrane.
UUACUGAUCGUUGGAAUGCUGUCCAUCCAUGACAAAGUUCCAGAGGAUAACCGGAUUUUGCAUUUGCGUUGUCAUGAGUGGUGUGUGCUUCACUUUUUCUGCUAUGUAUAUUCCAGUUUUGCUGUUCAAAGCUAGGAAGUUCGCGUUACUCUAUACUUUGGGCAGUUUAUUCUUUAUUGGAAGUUUCUCCUUCCUGUGGGGCCCUUUAGAACACUUGAAGCACCUGCUUUCAAGAGAGAGGAUUCUAUUCACAGUUUCGUACCUGGGUAGUUUGUUUGCGACACUGUACUUUGCACUGGGACCCAAGAGCACGCCACUUACGCUGCUCUUCGCUGUUGCCCAGGUCAUCAGUUUGCUCUGGUUUCUCAUGAAUUACGUGCCAGGUGGUCAGACAGGUCUCAAACUCUUCACUAAAUUGUUCUCAAGGACAGUUACGUCAGGUGUCUCAAACACUCUACCGAUUUGAUAUGGGUUUGAACCAGUUCUGUACUGUAAGCCUACCAAAGAUAAUGUAGUAUUACUAUGAGCUAGUUUCUACUCUAUUAUUACUAAGACAACACAAAUACUAUUCGAAUAUAACUCGGUAUUCGUAUUGUCUUUGUUGCGACGUUUUAAUACUACUUUAUCUGUGAUUAUUAAGUUUGGUGAUUGAUUUAUUGAGGCUGAGUUCUUUCCUUAUAAAUUUAUGAACAUUCAAUCCCAUUUUAGGUGCUACCAAAGAUUAUAUUCGUCUAUUGGUAGCUUGUAUCAUGUGUAUUAUAAGAGUUAUCCAUUAAAACCAUAUAUUUAUUAUACCAAUAAAUAAUUUUAUAUUCAAGUUGUAAUUUUGUAUUGGCUUCCUAGACAAAAUCUCAUCGAAUUGAGUAUCAAGAAAUGUGCCCAUCAAGGAAUAAAUUAAUAAAACGAGAAUUUGUGUUUCUUU